ACUGGCAGGUCUACCGGAAUUUCCCCAAAAUGCUUCGGAAAUCCUCCCUGAUAGUUUCAAUUUCACUUGUCAUUUUUUUAUGACGUGACGCUCUCUCUUCGGGGGAAAAUAAUAAGGGAGUGGACUUUUACUUUCAAUAUCAUUCGCACUCUUUUGACUUUGGGCUCAGCCGUCUGCUUACAAGACCCAGGCUACCUAAAAUAAUGUUUUUCUCCGACAUAUUUUUGGUUGUUUCUUUGCUGACCUUUCUGCGGGACUUCCAUGUGUCCAGUUGUGAUCAAAACUGUACAGAUAAACCUGAGUUCACUCCAACCAGUCUGGUAGUGAAGUAUGGUGACCCAACCUCUGCCAUCUGCUCUGUAUGUCAGCAUGCUUGCCUCGGCGACGGCACCAUUUAUAAUGUGGAGAGCCCUGUUGGAAACUCAACAAAAAACGGAACCACAAUUUUAUGGACGGUUGACAGACUGACUGAAUGGCAAACAUCUCCCAUGUGCUAUUAUACCAGCAAUACUGGUUACCAGUGUUGUAGCACCCUGACUGUAACUGUGUACCAGCCUCCAGACAGUGUGUCCAUCAGCUUUGUAAAUCACACUGGGCCGAUGUCUGAGGGUCAUCAGUACACUCUGCAGUGUACAGUAAAGGACGUUGCUCCUGUUGAAAAGCUCGUUGUGAUGUUCUACAGAGGACAGACAUCGCUGGGUCAACCUCAGUCCAACAACAACAUAGAGAAGAAACCAGUGAAUGAGAGCUUCUCUUUAAACAUCACACCCAGUAAAGAUGAUGAUGGAGUCCAGUUCUGGUGUGAAGCAAAGCUAGAACUGGGACCUGAUGGACCACAGCGCCCUCCAGUGGUGACGUCAGAAAACAUCACUGCCACUGUGUACUAUAAGCCUCAACUAAAUUCAUCACAUUUAAAUAUCACCGUCGCAGAAGGAAACUCUCUACAACUGAACUGCUCGACUGUGGGAAACCCCAGCCCCAUGUACACGUGGACAUCACCUAUCCGUUAUUACCCCAGUGGCAGCGUUCUCACUAUCGACUCUGUAACGUCUGAGGAUAAAGGGCAGUACACCUGUUCUGUCAGCAACCGCAUGGGGACUGUCACUGUGACGUUUAAUGUGGAUGUCAAAGUAAGCUACUUGGGACUCAUUAUAGGUGUGAUUGCAGCAGUUGCUGUUCUGGUUGUCAUCUGUGUAAUAAGUGGAUACUCAUUUUUCUACAAAUCCAAUCGGAUGGGACAAUACAACCUGAAGGACGUUUUCCGCUUGCACACAAAACACUCUGCCGUGCCCUCUGUAGAGUAAGCCUGCGGUACGGCGUGAAAUAUGUAUGGGCUGGUUGCAUCUAGCUCUCCCUCAUUUCCUGUCAUGUCUGUACUGACGCUAUCUAAUGACAUAAAAUGCCACAAAUCAUAAAAAAGGAGUUUAAGUCAAGUUUCAACUUGUGUAACCUAAACUGAAUGGAACAAGUGACUAGCUCUCUGUCAUGUAAAGCACAGUGUUACACUUAUUACGCUGCUUCUCCAUGUUUAUUUCUCACUCUGGGGACAGAAAGCAUGACCCAAUGACUGAAAAUGUCUGGGUGGGUCAUAAUGAGGCAGAAUAUGUAAAAACAAAACAAAAAACAGUUUGCUAAGGGAAAUGGGAAACUAGAUUCAUGUCAACAAGUCAAUAUUAUGUGGUGCUUAUUUGGCCAAUUUUGGCUGAAACAUCCAGUGUGGCUGUUUUACUGUUUCUCUCUGUUGUAUUUCAGUUGUGUUACUGCAAAGAACUUCACACCUUCAUUUAGAGAUGUGUUGUAUAUAUAAAGCUUAAGAGUAGUAUGUGAAAUUGCUCACAUUGAACUUCACAGUUGUGUGUAACCCACUAAAAGUGUGUGCCUGACUUCAUUUCAACCCACAGACAGAGCAACAGUUUCCUGUUUCCAGUUUCCGUGUGAAUGUGCAUGUAUUUGUUUUGUACAUUGUGUGUAUGUAUGUGUGUGUGUGUGUGUGCUGCAUUGAUGUUAGUGAAAAAGAGGAAUGUAUACAAGCAACUGUAUAAUAAUGAACUGCUCACUGGAACUUUAAUAAGGAAAUGUGAGAUUUUAUCACGUUUAUUAUUUUGUUUUUUAAAUAAAUGACACUUUGUUCAUGCUCAAUGGGAUACACACGUUACUUACUAUUUAACGUACUUGCAAAUACAUGGAACAAGGUACUGUCAAUUAACAGUAAUUUAAUGGAGACAGUGUCUAAACACCACAAUAUCAAUGCAUGUUAAAAAAAACGACAUUAUCGGCUUUUUAUUUCAUAAUUGUGUUAAAUUAAAGCAUUUAAGUCACA
Perca fluviatilis (European perch) is the source of this 2320-nucleotide messenger RNA. RefSeq names its product vascular cell adhesion protein 1-like. Gene Ontology annotation, molecular function: integrin binding. The record is from RefSeq and is a predicted model, not a curated record. The coding region runs from base 204 to 1304 and encodes 366 amino acids. Lineage: Eukaryota; Metazoa; Chordata; Actinopteri; Perciformes; Percidae. Gene Ontology annotation, biological process: cell adhesion. The transcript has 5 exons.